Eubalaena glacialis (North Atlantic right whale) is the source of this 2596-nucleotide messenger RNA. RefSeq names its product lin-7 homolog A, crumbs cell polarity complex component (gene LIN7A). The record is from RefSeq and is a predicted model, not a curated record. Lineage: Eukaryota; Metazoa; Chordata; Mammalia; Artiodactyla; Balaenidae. Gene Ontology annotation, cellular component: cell-cell junction; MPP7-DLG1-LIN7 complex; basolateral plasma membrane. Gene Ontology annotation, molecular function: L27 domain binding. The transcript has 10 exons. Gene Ontology annotation, biological process: maintenance of epithelial cell apical/basal polarity; protein localization to basolateral plasma membrane; neurotransmitter secretion. The coding region runs from base 624 to 1325 and encodes 233 amino acids.
AGUUUGGAAGUCACACUGGAGUCGCCGGCAAAAACCGACCUGGAGCGGCGCGGGAAGCCACAGGCUGCAGCGGGGGCGGGGAGGGGGGGGCUCACAGCGUCCCCGCGCGGGGCGAGAGCGGCGCCGCGCGGAACCCGACGCCUCCGCGCGUCUCCAGCUCCGCGACUUCGCCUGAAAAACCGCCCUCAGGCUGCAGAGCGGCCUCCCUUCUCCGACGCACAGGUACCCCUAAGAAACCUCACUGAAAAAGAAAGUACAGUGGUGGUGGCGGUGGUAGUGAUGAUAAACACCCACAAGAACAGAGAGAACCAGAGAGGACAAGAAAACAAGUGAGAGAAUGGAAAGAAAAUGAAUUCAUGUAAUUGCAAUAAAGGCAAGGAGAAAAAGGCGGAUGAAAGAAUUGUAUUAAAACAAAUAACAUUCCAGUGGAUGGGAAGAACUCUACAAAUUCAGUUCAUUCUAGCAACCAAAUAUAAGUUCUCUUACCUCUGAACAGACAGGCGUAAAUCAACAAGUAUGCUGCAUAAGAAAACGUUCACCUGGGGAGUGAGAUUCCAGUGUUGACUUCUAAUUUCUGGUGGUGGCACUCCUUGAAGUCUUCUCUCUUGGAUUUGCGGUUGCUGAUGCUGAAGCUGAGCGUCACUUCGGCUCCCACGGCAGACAUGGCGACAUUGACAGUGGUCCAGCCGCUCACUCUGGACAGAGAUGUUGCCAGAGCAAUUGAAUUACUGGAAAAACUGCAGGAAUCUGGAGAAGUACCAGUGCACAAGCUACAAUCCCUCAAAAAAGUGCUCCAGAGUGAGUUUUGUACUGCUAUUCGAGAGGUGUAUCAAUAUAUGCAUGAAACGAUAACUGUUAAUGGCUGUCCUGAAUUCCGUGCCAGGGCCACAGCAAAGGCAACAGUUGCAGCUUUUGCAGCUAGUGAAGGCCACUCCCACCCUCGGGUAGUCGAGCUGCCAAAAACAGAUGAAGGCCUUGGUUUUAAUGUGAUGGGAGGAAAGGAGCAAAAUUCCCCCAUUUAUAUCUCUCGCAUCAUUCCUGGAGGGGUGGCCGAAAGACACGGAGGCCUCAAGCGAGGAGACCAGCUACUAUCAGUGAAUGGAGUGAGUGUGGAAGGAGAACACCAUGAGAAAGCUGUGGAACUACUCAAGGCUGCUAAGGACAGCGUCAAGCUGGUGGUCCGAUACACCCCGAAAGUCUUGGAAGAAAUGGAGGCUCGCUUUGAAAAGCUACGGACAGCCCGGCGUCGGCAGCAGCAACAACUGCUAAUUCAACAACAACAACAGCAGCGGCAGCAACAAACACAGCAAAACCACAUGUCAUAGGUCCUUGAAGCUACUUGAUCAAACACCCAAUAGUCACAAGUUUGAAACCGUGCUUCAGAAUCCCAGCACAUAGUAAAGGAAAAGACAACACUGAUAAUUAUACCUGUCAAGAAACUGUGAACACGUGGUGUAUAAAUUCUUUACCAAGGCAACUCGACACCUUCUUUCUCUGGGGCUGAACCCCCGCUGCUCACGUGCUUUUUACACACACAGACCUUCCAUUCACUGCAGUGGGAAUUCUCAGUGUGUAAAGGGAGAGGUUUUCCAGUCUGCAGACUGAAACAGUAUAAGAAGAAUAAAGUCCAUGACUUUCAGAUAAAUCACCAGGGCCAGGGUUAAGUGAAUCUUGGGUCUAUAGCUUUUCCAGAGAUUAACAAAUCCCUCAUUAGGCUAUAGUUCAAACUGCAUCAGUUCAAGGUUGUCGCCACUCAAAAGAAACCUACACAUUGCCCCUCACCCGGACCUGUUCCACGUCUGUAUUGCUGAGUUGUCUGAAUUAGAAUUCCAGUUAAUUGCAAACUCAACCUCUGUUCCCCUCUUGAAAAUGGCAAGUUAUUAUACUAUAUUUAUACUCAAUUCAGGUUCUAGAAGCAUUUGGCUUUUUAUUUUCUGUUUCCAUGAAUUUUAUUAUGCAUUAAUAGAGUGGGCAAUUUCAGCUCAACUUUUAGUUAGUUAAAAGCAAGGAUAGAGAACUCUAGUACUGUUUUUUGUUUUUUGUUUUUAAUUUAAGUCUUGCUUGUAUCUAUUCUUAUUAAUUCUAACAGAAUAUAAUGUCUUUUAUUCCACAAAAUAUAUAUUAUCAGAGUGUAUUUGUUACAAACUUAGGUCUUUUCUUACCAAGUGUUGUGAAUCUGGUAAGAGAAUACUAGCAAAGGACCCAGCUUCAUGAACUGAUCCUUGUAUGAUAUUUAUAUAUAACCCUGCUCUCAAUAUUUUUUGUUAAUUUUAUAUUUUUGAUUGAUAAUCUGGAGAAAUCUAAACUCUUUUUACCUACACUGAUGUGCUGUCAUAGAAGUCUGUUUGAUAUUUUAAAGCUUAGGGCUUUACAAAACUAAAUUAUGGAUGUGCAUAUAUAUAUAUACACAAAUAUAUGUCAUACAAAAUCUAGAUCAUUUUUCCCAAGUAUAAACUGGAUAUGUUUGGCAAUAUAAGAUCACAAGUAUUAUUCCUCUUAAAAUUAGGCAUAUGGAAACCAGAGAUAUUAAUAUUGUGAAUGAAAAGAUAUUGCUGCUUCUAGGGUAAAAAUAUACCUACUUCAUUACACAUAUUCA